AUGGACCCUAGCAACCAUGACGAAUACCCAGAUCGCGUGGCCGAAACGUUUGUCGAUCGAACACUUCUAAUCACAGGCGGCACUGGUUUCGUUGGUAAAGUUUUCGUCGAGAAAUUACUUCGAUCAUGUCCCGGUAUCAAAAAAAUCUACCUUUUUAUUCGUACGAAAAAAGACAAAGAACCAAACGAAAGAAUCAGAGAGAUGUUUAAUGGACCGUUGUUCGAUUUAUUGAAGAAACAACAAGGUGAUGAAAUUUUAAAGAAAGUUGAAGCAAUUUCUGCAGACAUGGAAGCACCUGAUUUGGCCUUGGCCGCCUCUGAUCGGAAGAAAUUAGCCGAGGAAGUGGAAAUGAUUUAUCAUUGCGCUGCGACAAUCAGAUUUGAUGAAUCUCUUCGUAAAGCCGUGUUUCUCAAUACUAGGGGCACUAAACUAAUGCUUGAUUUGGCUAAAGAAUGCAAAAAAUUGAUCGUUUUCGCCCAUUUGAGCACAGCCUACUGCCACCUCCACGAACGCGUGUUGUACGAAAAAGCAUACCCUCCCCCCACCAGUCCCCAUCACGUAAUCAAAGCUUGCGAAUGGUUGGAUGAAAAAGCACUCGAUACAAUCACAGACAAAAUUUUGGGCGACAUUCCCAACACUUACGCUUUCACUAAAGCUCUCGGCGAGAGCCUGGUCAAUGACGAAAUGGAAAAUCUCCCCACGAUUAUCCUCCGACCGUCAGUCAUUAUACCAAUUUGGAAGGAGCCCCUGCCGGGGUGGACCGACAACAUCAACGGGCCGAUAGGUCUCCUGAUCGGGGCCGGAAAAGGCGUGAUACGGACCAUGUAUUGUAAAGGCGAAAGUUACGCUGAUUACAUCCCUGUCGAUAUCGUCGCCAACUGUUUGAUCUGUUCGACUUUCAUUUAUUUGCAAUCCAAUAAAAGAAUUUUCAAUUUAACGAGUUCGGCUGAAUAUAAAGUAUCAUUUGAUGAGAUUAUUGAAAUUGGUCGUAAUGUUGUCUCGAAUAAAAUACCCCUAAAUGGGGUCCUGUGGUACCCUGGAGGCUCAAUGAAAAGGUCCAGAUGGCACCAUAACGUCGAUUUUUUCCUCUUCCAGCUGGUACCAGCUGUGUUUCUCGACGCUCUCUUAAUUGUUUUGGGAUAUAAACCAGUUUUGAUGCGAGUGCAAAAACGCGUCUCCAAAGGCUAUGAAGUGUUUGAAUAUUAUGCCAACAACCAAUGGGAUUUCAAUAAUGACGACUCAAUGAAAGCCCGCCAAAUGCUCAACCCAAAAGAACGAGCAAUUUACAAACUAGAUGGAGAUGGAAUUGACUACCACGACUAUUUCACCGAUUGUGUACGAGCUGCACGUCUCUACAUUCUCAAAGAAGGCGAUGAAACAAUACCUUCAGCCCGGAGACACAUGAGAUUGAUGCGUUUUGUGGAUGUGACGUGCAAAACCCUCCUCUUGUUUGCAUUCCUCUACAUGUUGUAUAAGUAUUUAGUGUAAAAAUAAUUUUGUGAAUGGAAUAAAGUAGGUAUAGAUUGA
Tribolium castaneum (red flour beetle) is the source of this 1527-nucleotide messenger RNA. RefSeq names its product putative fatty acyl-CoA reductase CG5065. Gene Ontology annotation, molecular function: alcohol-forming very long-chain fatty acyl-CoA reductase (NADP+) activity. Gene Ontology annotation, biological process: long-chain fatty-acyl-CoA metabolic process. The record is from RefSeq and is a predicted model, not a curated record. The coding region runs from base 1 to 1488 and encodes 495 amino acids. Lineage: Eukaryota; Metazoa; Arthropoda; Insecta; Coleoptera; Tenebrionidae. Gene Ontology annotation, cellular component: peroxisome. The transcript is spliced from 8 exons.